Messenger RNA from Polyodon spathula (Mississippi paddlefish), 1894 nucleotides. RefSeq names its product COBW domain-containing protein 1-like. Gene Ontology annotation, cellular component: cytoplasm. The transcript is spliced from 16 exons. The coding region runs from base 155 to 1255 and encodes 366 amino acids. Lineage: Eukaryota; Metazoa; Chordata; Actinopteri; Acipenseriformes; Polyodontidae. The record is from RefSeq and is a predicted model, not a curated record.
CCGCUCAGUGCUGGAGGAAAUUAUUUAACGAAACACAGGAAGAAGCGCACCGGCAAUGCACACACAGGGAGGGAAUACAGAGCAAAGCGAGCGGAAACCAAUUAUGGGUAAACAGCAUGCUGGAAAUGAAUAUUGACGUUCCUGUAAAGCAAUAAUGGAAAACGUUUUAUUAGAAGACGAGGAUGACUGUCCGGAGCUGGUUGCUAUUGUGCAGUCCGAUCAAAUACCAGUGACUAUAAUUACAGGAUAUUUAGGUGCUGGAAAGACAACUCUUUUGAAUUACAUAUUGACAGAGCAGCACAACAAGAGGAUUGCAGUUAUUCUGAAUGAAUUUGGGGAAGGAAGUGCCCUGGAGAAAUCAUUAGCAAUAAGCCAAGCAGGAGAACUUUAUGAAGAGUGGCUGGAGCUCAGAAAUGGCUGUCUUUGCUGUUCUGUAAAGGACAAUGGACUGAAAGCAAUUGAGAACCUUAUGCAGAAGAAGGGUAAAUUUGACUAUAUUCUAUUGGAAACCACUGGGCUAGCAGACCCAGGAGCUGUGGCCUCUAUGUUUUGGGUUGAUGCUGAACUGGGAAGUGAUAUUUACCUUGAUGGCAUUGUAACAGUUAUAGAUGCAAAAUAUGGCAUGCAGCAUUUAACAGAAGUAAAACCAGACGGACUUAUCAAUGAAGCAGAAAGGCAGGUUGCACUGGCAGAUCUUGCUAUCAUCAAUAAAACAGACUUGGUGGAAGAGGAAGUGCUGAAUCAGCUGAAGGAAGUUGUCCGAUCAAUAAAUGGGCUUGUCAGAAUUGAAGAAACACAGAAGUCAAGGGUUGACCUCUCCAGUGUAUUAGAUCUGCACGCAUUUGAUAGUAAAAAUGGAGCCAGUUUGCAGGAAAAGCUGCAUCAUGUGAAAACAACACUACCGCAUCUAGACAAGAGUAUCAUUACUGUUACAUUUGAAGUACCAGGGAGCAUUUCAGAAGAACGUUUAAAUGUGUUUAUUCAGAACCUUCUGUGGGAAAAGAAUGUUAAAGACAAAACAGGCAGCGCAAUGAAUGUGAUACGACUUAAGGGGCUAGUAUCAGUAAAGGAUAAACCACAGCAGAUAAUCAUCCAGGGCGUUCAUGAGCUGUAUGAUCUUGAGGAGACUCGAGUGGCAUGGGAUGCUGGAGAACAAAGAACAAACAGACUGGUAUUUAUAGGCAAACAUCUGGAUAAAGAUGUCCUAGAGCAACUGUUUAUUGCAACGGUGCUAAACCAAGAAGAUAGUGGUUAAAGACAACAUUCCCUGUUGAUUCUCAUUUAAGAUUUUAUUUAGAAUUCCAAUAAAAAAAAAAAAAAACAUACAUAUGUGUUUUCUUCUAUAAAUAUUGCCUUUAUGUAAUACAUUAAACAAAUUCAUUUGAAAUUAUGCGAGAGUUGAAUCAGUAAAGAAAAAGUCAUAGUGUGUCUCUUAGCUGUUCAUUAUAGGUUGUCAAAUGAACUACAGUUUACAGGAAUAAAUAAUACGUCAUCCUUGUAAGCCAUUGUUAACAUCCAUACAGAGCCUCAUGAGUCGCUAACUCUUAACAAAGGUCUGCUAGUGUGAACAAAAACCCCACCCCAUCGCAGUUCCAUAUAAAAUGCCUGGGGCUGUAUAACCACCUCACUAUGUCCAUUACUACCAGUUAAGUACCUUGCUUGUUUUUUUUUUCAUUUAUAACUGAUGUUUCUUUUUAUACUUUAGUUAGUACAAGUUUUGUAAAAUUAAAAUGCUAACAAACAUAAAACAGCGAAUACAGAAAAAAACUUUACAGAACCUGAUGCCUUUUUUUUUUUUUUAAUAUAAAGGCAGUGAAGAAAUUUAAAACCGCACAUUCACAGACCCAGUGUUUGCUAAACUGUCAUCUUAAAUACAAACUGAUGGUAAUCUUAA